Molecule: messenger RNA, 1492 nt
Organism: Brassica napus (rape)
Lineage: Eukaryota; Viridiplantae; Streptophyta; Magnoliopsida; Brassicales; Brassicaceae
Product: BAG family molecular chaperone regulator 1-like
Exons: 5
Coding region: 320-1306 (328 amino acids)
Biological process (GO): protein stabilization
Cellular component (GO): cytoplasm
Molecular function (GO): adenyl-nucleotide exchange factor activity; protein-folding chaperone binding
Source: RefSeq, a predicted model, not a curated record
AUUAUUCCUUCUUUCUAUAAAUAAUUAGUAUUUUCAUUAUUGUCCCAACGGGUUUCUCUGAAACUAGAAACUCGACAGAGAAUCCAGAUGCUUUCCUAAUAUACCGAUUUUCUCGGGAAAACAGAGGAGAUCUGUGAAGUCAAUUCAGGUUCUUCUAUUGAACAAGAGAGAGAGAGAAAGGUCUGUACUUUGAUCUUUGUAGUACACGUGGCGAAAUGGGUUUGGAGAAAUGUUGAUGAUCUCCAUGUCCAAGUCCCAGAGUUCAUAGAUCUUUAGAUCCGUUGUUGCCUUUGUCGGUUUAACAAAAACUGAGAGAAAAAUGAUGAAGAUGAUGAGGAACAAACCGACAAAUCUUCCGGCGACUUCUGGCGGCAGGGAGUCAGGCGGUCAUGAUUGGGAAAUGAGACCCGGUGGAAUGUUGGUUCAGAAGCGUAACCCGGAUUCGGAUCCUGUCGGAGCUCCACCACCACCGAUGAUCAGAGUCAAAAUCAAGUACGGUUCGCUCUACCAUGAGAUGAGCAUUAGUCCUCAAGCUUCAUUUGGGGGGCUAAAGAAAAUGUUAAGUGGACCAACGGGUAUUCACCAUCAAGACCAGAAACUAAUGUACAAAGAGAAAGAGAGAGAUUCAAAGGCCUUUCUUGACGUUUCCGGAGUGAAAGACAAAUCCAAGAUGGUGCUUAUAGAAGACCCCAUUAGCCAAGAGAAACGCUUUUUGGAGAUGAAGAAGAUCGCCAAAACCGAAAAGGCGUCUAAAGCGAUCUCCGAUAUUAGCCUUGAAGUUGACAGACUCGGAGGACGUGUUUCGGCGUUUGAGAUGGUUAUAAAUAAAGGAGGAAAAGUCGCCGAGAAAGAUCUUGUUACGGUGAUCGAAUUGUUGAUGAAUGAGUUGGUAAAGUUGGAUGGGAUUGUAGCUGAAGGAGAUGUGAAGUUGCAAAGAAAAAUGCAGGCGACGAGAGUGCAGAAUUAUGUGGAAGCACUCGAUGUUUUGAAAGUGAAGAACUCAAUAAUGGCUAAUGGGCAGCAGAAACAGCCAAAAGGUCGGAGACUUGCAACGAUUCAAGAAGAUAGCAAUGGACAGAGGCAAGAGCAGAAACCUAUACAAGCACUUAUGGGCAUGCCUAUAAACUACAAACACAAGAAGCAAGAGAUUGUGGAGGAGCCUAGAAAUUCAGGACCAGGACCAAAUCUGAUGGAUUCUUCUACUAAAUGGAAAACAUUUGAUCAUCAUGCUGCCACUCCAUUGAGCUCGAUCACCGCAAAUAAUCACGCCAUCCCGCCAAGGUUCAAUUGGGAAUUCUUUGAUUGAGAAACUCAUAUGGUGAGAGCUUCUUUUUUUUCUUUGCUUGUGUGGAGGUUUCUUCUUCAUCUUCUUCCUUAUCAUGAUUCUUUUGAUGUACUUAGAUUUUUGUGGGCGUUGUUGUUGUUGGUUCUGAGAAAUAAACAGAGACGCUACUAUAGAGAAGUGAUUAUGAAAAAUCCUGAUUCAUCUGUG